AUGCAUCUCGUCCUCCCACGCCGUAUCGUGGGCGGACUACAAAUACGAUCUGCUGUACGCGCAUCUCGGCACGCUCACGAACUCGAUGACUUGCCGAUGGCCGUUCCAGCUGCGCUUGUGAAUGAUAUCUCCGUGCAAGCACACUCAAUUAUGCCGCGAAAGGCACUUGGUCGAAGUUGGUGCGGUCACGGAACGAAGGCGCAGGCUUCACAAUAUACACCGAACUUUAAGGCCGCCGGUAGUCCUCGCUGA
Molecule: messenger RNA, 252 nt
Organism: Peniophora sp. CBMAI 1063
Lineage: Eukaryota; Fungi; Basidiomycota; Agaricomycetes; Russulales; Peniophoraceae
Source: the annotation of a GenBank genome assembly